This is a messenger RNA of Pyricularia oryzae 70-15, 996 nucleotides long. Its product is annotated as isoflavone reductase. Bases 1 to 996 code for a protein of 331 amino acids. The transcript has a single exon. The record is from RefSeq and is a predicted model, not a curated record. NCBI's taxonomy places the organism in Eukaryota, Fungi, Ascomycota, Sordariomycetes, Magnaporthales, Pyriculariaceae.
AUGGCAUUCUCCACCAAGCUCCGUGUAGUCGUCGCCGGCGCCUCUGGCGAGACUGGGCAGUCUAUUGUCAGAGGACUGCUGGCAGAGUCGUCCAAAUUUGAUGUCAUAGCACUGGCGCGGCCCGAGUCGGCGGACAAUCCGGCCCACCAAGAGUUGGCACGGGCGGGCGCCACCGUCGAGACGGCCGACUUUCUCGACGUGCAGGCCCUCGCGGAGCGACUGGCAGGCGCUGACGUCGUCAUCUCAUGCAUUCUACCCAUAAAGCGGGCCCAGUCGGAAGCGCUCAUCGACGCCGCGCAUCGCGCGCGGGUCGACCGCUUCGUGCCCAGCUUCUUCGCCAUGGUCAUGCCCCCGCGCGGCGUGAUGGCGGUGCGCGAGCUGAGGGAAGAGCUGCUGGACCGGUGCAAGCUCGUCUACCUACCCUACACGGUCAUCGACGUCGGCCAGUGGUACCAGAUUGGCCUCCCGCCGCCGUGGGCCCCGCCGAUGCCCCAGACCGAAGCCUUUGUGGGCGAUGGCGAGACUCCCAGCGCCAUGAUCGACAAGGACGAUGUCGGGCGCUACGUGGCUCGCAUCAUCACGGAUCCGCGGACGCUGAAUCGCUCCGUUUUCGCAUACGGCGAGGUGACUUCACAAAAGACUAUAUUGGCCGAGCUCAAGGCCGCGACGGGAAGAGAAGUGCCGUGGCAUUCGAUUUCGGUGGCCGGACUCGAGGCGCGUCUCGCGGAGCUGCGGAGUUCCUUGUCCGCAGACCCGACUAGCCCAAAGACAACUUUGGACCUUGCUAUGACCCAGUAUCUGUACAGUCGGAUGGUGAGGGGUGACAACGCGCCUGACCGCGCCCAAUACCUAGGUUAUCUAGACGCCAAGGCGCUGUACCCGGACUUUGAGUUUAAGUCGCUCCGCCAUUAUAUCAAAGAGGUUGUCGCUGGGGAUCGAGACCAUAGAGUCUACGUUGGCCGGGAAAUCACGUCAGGUGAAACAAAGAAAUACUAG